AGACUCACAGCCAAAAGAAAAGUAUCGUGUAAAUGGCGAGUGCAUUUCGUUUGUUUAUGGUGAAAAUUUCUCUGAUUUAUAUUGUUUUAUCAAUGCAUUUGUGAGGAAAAAUUGCAUCAAUUUAUAGUUUGUGCUCUGUUUUUCAACGUUCACGUAAAUUUUGUCGGUUUCAAGUGCGUUUCGGGGGGCAAAUUUACAGAUUCCUCCACCCUUUGAAUAGCUGCUGCCUUUUGCAGACGCAUUCAGUUUUCGUUCGAACAAAAGCUCAGUGCCGUGUUGUGGACUGAAAGGCGUUUAAAGAGCCACUGAAGUGCGACAGGACGGGAAUCCGAACCGUCCCAGCGAAAAACAACGAUUAUUCGGAACUGAAAUGGUGCGGACAGUGAGUGAACGCUUAUCGAGGAAGCAACAGGCAGCAUCUAGCAGCGCUGGUGCAUCGGGUGGUAGUAAUCGCUUCUACUACGACAUUGUAACGAUGGGAUCGCGGAAUCGAGUGCCUUCCCAGCAGAUUCGGGACGACUUUCUGCUGGAGACCAACUUUGACGACGAUGGGACACUGACCAGAGCCUACAAUACCCUGAACAACAACAACGGAAACGGAAACGACAUUGGCCAGCAACCGCAGCACAGAGCCCCUAGUAGACGGAGCCUCACCUAUCGGUCCAACUUAUCAGUGGAUCGGUACUCUGAUAACACCAUACAUGGAAGGCGCUCGAAAGGAGACUGCUGCAAAUCAUGCCUGACCCGGAUACCGUACGCUACGUUGAUAGCGACGGUCAUGUGCCUUAUCGGGGUGGCCAUCUUUUGCGGUACAAUGUACCGCGGUACCUCGCUCGCCAUCAUCAUGCUCGACCAGGUCUUUCAUCUGCGACUUUUGUGGAUUGAAGCAGUUCAAAUGAUCUUCGUGGUGAUUGGUGCCUCGAUGGCCGCCCUCGGACUGAUGAUUCUGUUUGUCGGAUUCCUGGCUACCGGGGCCACCCGGUACAAGGUCUAUAGGGCGUGGGGCUCCCGCGUUGGUGGCCGCAUUUCCUGUGCGGUCUUCAUGGGCAUAACGUACGUGCUGAAGAUCGUGUGGAUCGUGAUCUUAUGCUUCCUGAGCAUCGUCACGUUUAUGUUUACCGUGUUCUGGAACAUGUGCGAGAAUCCGAAUGUGCAAUCGCACCGGAACUGCAUCGAUUUGACGCAGUUUUACUUCAUGUUCCCAGCGGGCGUCAAACAGGAGGACAUGAACAUCUGUGAACAGAGCAAGGUGAAGGCAUUCUGUAAGGAUGGCGUCGAGAAGUGCGAGAUUAUGUUUAUCCUGGCGACGGUCAGCUGUCUGCUGAUCAUCCUUAGCUUGGUGCACUACUUGAUGUGCCUUGCGGCUAACUAUGCGCACAUUCGGGAUCACGAGAAGUUCCAGGAGCUGCAGGAGAUUCAGAAUCUAACCGAGAUGGAGUACACGGCGUCAUCCAAGGAUCGGUUCUAGGAUACGGCCCAGGAGAUUUAUAUUGAGCACAGCGCCUGAUGAUGGCCGACGUCAUCAUUUGGCGGAGCUAUACGAGCAGCUUACGUUUAAGUUUACGUAACUAUCUGUAAAGUCUGGAGCCUAAGUUGUUCUUAUUUGUUUUUUCGCCGUAGUCGUGGUAAGUCUUUAUACUAGAUUUAAGUUGUUUUCGGGCCGUAUUUUCCUCAUGCGAAAUUUUGCGACAAUGGGUUAAUGCUGUCCAUUCUGCGUAAGUUUAUCCGUCCGUGGCGUACAACUAUAGCUUCAUUAGUUAUCGCAAUCAUUCCAAUUCUCUAGACUGGACCUGCUCAAUAUAGGUACUCCUGGAACCAUCAAGAAGUAUAACGAUCAAAAUGCAAUACCCAAGAACAGAAGAACAAUCAGAAACAUUUGCAACAGCACAAAUAGCAGUAACACAAAGGCUGACAUUCGAGUUAGAGAAGAUAGACAUGAUACUAGGCUGACAAUAAAACAGUAGAUUUGUUCAUAACCACUUUGUCACCCGUUCACAAGAACCAUCUAGCAAAAGUUUCAAUGCACAACAUUUUUCUUUCGACAAACCUUCAGGAAGAAGACAACUGGAAACAUAUCUUCUCUAAACAUGACCGAGAGACACAUAGACACAGCCUCUGAAACUUAAACUUUCCCGACCUCUCUGACACACCGUGUGAUAUCGUAGAAACCGCAGUAUAGUAGCAGAUAACGAAAUGAAAAGGACUCUAUUUUUGUAGUAUGAUUAUCCAACUUAAAGAGCGUAUUUAAUGCUAGAGAUCCAUCCCGUAGUAGCUCCUCACUUAUAUACAUCUAAUCAUAAUCCAGAUCCAAUCAUUCGCUACCCACGCCAAUAUUUUACGGAAAGGAAACGUACUCAUCGGUUAGUAGGAAAAAUUGAAGAAUGAGAAUAACUUUAGAUAGAAGAAUCAGAUUCGCCGCGUUGCGAAUCCCUGAACUGGAUACUGAACUGUGCGGCUUCGGUUUACGCAAAUCGUAACUUUAGGUCUCUAAUUCAAACGCAUAGAUGUGUACAAUCCAUCAACAAACAUACAAAUCAUAUAAUUCAUCAUCAAUCAUUAUUGUCUAUAAUCGCAUUUAUCAUUCGUAAUCCAUUUGUAUUUGAUCAACCUGACAGAAACGUAUCAUCACUACCUAAUCAAUCGAAACAAUUAUCCCUAUCAGUAUUCAUUAGAUAAAUCAUUGAACAAACCAUUUGUCAUUCCAAUUAAACCAUUGCUAUCUUUAUAACAAACUUUGCUUAUUCCAGAAUACUUCUGGUCCUCAUUUGCUAGGAGCGUUUGUGAAUCGUUUUUCGUUCAUAUUGUGUCUCUGUUAGUCGUUAACACUUUCAUCCCUCUCAUGCUUACACGACCUCCCAAGGAUGCCACAAGCGUUUUGAACUAGAAGUUCGCUUUUUCCCGCUAGUUAUCAAUCGCUUAAUUGCUCUACCGUUCUAUAUAACUUAACUUGUGUCGGUCUCAUCGUUGCACACCAUUCAAAUAACCCAAUUC
This is a messenger RNA of Aedes aegypti (yellow fever mosquito), 2991 nucleotides long. It is a transcript of the gene M6, whose product is annotated as neuronal membrane glycoprotein M6-a. The coding region runs from base 371 to 1468 and encodes 365 amino acids. Gene Ontology annotation, cellular component: plasma membrane. The record is from RefSeq and is a predicted model, not a curated record. Lineage: Eukaryota; Metazoa; Arthropoda; Insecta; Diptera; Culicidae. The transcript is spliced from 5 exons. Gene Ontology annotation, biological process: neuron projection development.